This is a messenger RNA of Salpingoeca rosetta, 794 nucleotides long. RefSeq names its product 40S ribosomal protein S18. The record is from RefSeq and is a predicted model, not a curated record. Bases 68 to 532 code for a protein of 154 amino acids. Gene Ontology annotation, cellular component: cytosol; ribosome; small ribosomal subunit. Gene Ontology annotation, biological process: translation. The transcript has 5 exons. Gene Ontology annotation, molecular function: RNA binding; structural constituent of ribosome. Lineage: Eukaryota; Choanoflagellata; Craspedida; Salpingoecidae.
GCGUGUUCACAGAGUGCCUUUUUCUUCCUUUGCCUCUGUCGCCCACCACCACCACAAGCGAUACACGAUGUCGAUCGUCUUCCCGCAGGAGUUCCAGCACAUCCUUCGUGUUCUCAACACGAACUUGGCUGGUGAGGAGAACAUCAUGUACUCGCUCACCGCCAUCCGUGGUGUGGGCCGCCGCUACUCCAACCUCUGCCUCAAGAAGGCCGAGAUUAACCAGAAGCAGCGCGCCGGUCAGCUGAACAACGACGAUGUUGAUCGCAUUGUCAAGGUCAUGCAGAACCCCCUCCAGUACAAAAUCCCCAAGUGGUUCCUCAACAGGCAAAAGGACCCCAAGGACGGCGCAUACCAGCACUGCGUUGCCAACGACCUCAACUCCAAGCUCCGCGACGACUUUGAGCGCAUGAAGAAGAUGCGCCUUCACCGCGGUAUCCGUCACAUGUGGGGCGUGCGCGUGCGCGGUCAACACACAAAGACGACUGGCCGUCGCGGCAAGACCGUCGGUGUCGCCAAGAAGAAGGGCCUGUAAGCCUCUACCAGCGACGUCUUCUUUGGCCCCGUGUGCUUGUCUCUUCAAUGUCGUUUGUUUGUGGCUGUUGCUCUUUGCUUCUUGUGUGGUGGUGAACAACAGGGCAUCGAACCGUUGUCUGAGCUUCGCUUGCUUGCCUGCUCGCGUCUCCACCCCACAUUUGCACACAUACACACACAUAUAAUGCACACCCAUCCAGACACCAGACCAAGAGAGUGACGGCCAGAAUACACACGCCAUCACUCGAGUCACCCGUCAAGCG